AUUCAACAGCGCUUUCUUAGAGUUGUGCGCUACAUCUAGCUGCGGUACUUUAAUUCCAAUGAUUAUUCGUGUUCAAUCACCAAAUGGGACAAAGAAAAUAGAAUUAGCCGAAUCUGAAAGUUAUGAUAAGUUUCUAGGCUUGGUUUGCGAGCGGUUUGGGAUAAAAAGAAACGAUGGUUGGUGCCUCUCGCGUACUCAUAGUCACACUGAACGAUUGAAUUUUAAGUCGAAUGCACGUAUUUCAAAACUUGGUUUAAAGCAUGGCGACCUUCUCUUCCUGUUGGAUUUGGUCGACGGAGAGAAACAGAAAGUUUCUAAUGACUUGGAUUAUGUUGGUGACAAUACAACUGUAUUAGCUCAAACAAAUGACCUUGAUUCACAAAACAGUCGUAAAUGGUCUUCUUCGGGGAUAGUAGAGGAUAAAGUUGAUCAAGAAAUGGCAAAAAUGGAUGGUCGUAUACACCGGAAAAGAAAUGAACAAUUGUGUCAUCAUUCUGUAUCUGGACAAUGCAUUCAUUGUGUUCCCCUUGAGCCUUUUGAUUCGGAGUAUUUAGAGCAUUUAGAUCCACCUGUGAAAUUUAUGUCAUUCCAUGCAUAUCUACGUAAAUUAACUGGUGGUCAAAGCAAGGGUAAAUUUGCAUUCUUGGAAAAUUUAAGCUGCCGUAUCCGUCCAGGAUGUCGUGAUCAUCCUGCCUGGCCUGAUGGUAUUUGUACAAAAUGUCAACCGAAUCCAGUAACCUUAGAAAUUCAAGCAUAUCGUCAUGUGGAUUUUGUACAAUUUGAAAAUCCUCAAUUAAUGGAUACAUUUUUAGACUAUUGGCGACAAACAAAUUGUCAACGUAUCGGUAUUCUACUUGGACGUUAUGCUCACUUUGAUGCACCUGGUUCCCCACCAUUAGCAAUAAAAGCUGUUGUCGCUGCAAUUUAUGAACCAGCUCAAGAAUCCACAUCUAGAUCAGUGAAACUGACUGGUCCACUUGACAGUGUCUUUCCAAAACAUGUUGCAGAAGUUGCUAAACGAAUCGGUUUACAACCUGUUGGAUGGAUUUUUACAGAUUUAGUUGCUCAAGAUCCUGGUGGCAAUGGUGUAGUGAAGCAUUUUCGUGGGUCUAUUGACACUUUCUUUUUAAGCGCUGAAGAGUGUAUUACAGCUGCACACUUUCAAAAUCUGUAUCCAAAUAUCUGUCGUCUUAGUCCAGAUGGGUGUUUCGGAUCGAAAUUUGUCACUGUUGUCGUCACCGGUGAUGCAUCAAAUCAUAUCCAUUUUGAAGCUUAUCAAGUGAGUAAUCAAGCUAUGGCAUUGGAGAAGGAUAAUAUUUUAGUUCCAACGUAUGAUGCACCUGAAUUGGGUUAUAUUCGUGAGACUACAAGAGAACAAUUUGUACCAGAAGUAUUUUAUGCGACAAAGGAUAAAUAUGGCAAUCGUGUAACACGUGUAGCUCGUCCUUUACCAGUGGAAUUUUUACUCAUCAAUAUGCCAACUGCUUUCCCAAUUGAACCAGCGUAUACAAUGGCUAAAAUACCGAAUGACUUUCCUGCUAAUUGUCGUUUUCCUAUUGAAAAUCGUGAAUGUCUUGGUCAAAUUCAAGAUAUACCCAGUUUUGCUCGUGUACUGCAUAAAUUCGGACCAAGUCAAAUACACACAUGCCUAACCAAUUUUCAUAUUCUUGUAUGGUUAGCUGGUAAUGAUACACUCGGUCUACAGCUGUUCAAUUCAAGCGAAGAUGGUAAAGUGAAUGAAGAUAUUCAUGGGAUAACUGGCCUUUUGAAUGCCAUAGCUAUAGGCUGUUCAGGAAAAUCGUCUACAAGUGUUAGUGAAUCUGAAAUAGCUAUCAAAAAAUGGGCAAAUAAUUCACCUAUAUGGGCUACUGUUCAAGAAUUGGCUAAUGCUGUGGUCUCUGAAAUGCCACCUAGUCCUCCACUGCCAACAUCUCAGUCGGGUUCUUAUCAUUCUGCACUUAGUAAUUCUGCAGUUUCUGUUGGCGUAGGCAUAACCUCUGCAACACUCAAUCCAGCAGAUUGGUCAUCACAAGCAAUUGGAUCGGUUACCACAGAGUCAAGAACAUCCACACGAGACGCUGCUAACCAUCAACAACACUGGGCAUGUUCACAUUGUACUUUUCACAAUCAUCCAGCUACUGAUGAAUGUGAAAUGUGUCGUCUUCCUCGAAGUGGAUGAACCAUAUUGAUUGGCAUGCGUGUAUUCAAUGCAUAACACAACAACAGAAGAAAGAAAGAACAGUCUGAAUGAAAUGAAUUAUUGUUUUCACUUUGUGAUUUUUCUUUAAAUCAUCCUAAUGUUUGUAUCCUUUAAUGAUCUUUAUGAAAUGGAAAAUGAAAGGAACCGCCGUCUGUUUAUGCGUUUGUUUGCCUGUGUGUGUGUAAACAACCGAUGUCUUUUAUUCUUUAUGUGAAAAAAUACAGAUCUUCAGUUGUUUCUUUUUUCAUAUCUAUGUGUCAUGGUGUCUUGUUUUGUUUAGUGAACAAUAAAAGUUUACCUAAGGCA
Messenger RNA from Trichobilharzia szidati, 2506 nucleotides. The record is from the annotation of a GenBank genome assembly. NCBI's taxonomy places the organism in Eukaryota, Metazoa, Platyhelminthes, Trematoda, Strigeidida, Schistosomatidae.